UUGGUCUUCUUAUGUCUGCACGAAGUUGCAGGCAUGUCAGGCUGGUUUGGAUGUUUGGACGGUCAGGAUAUAUUUGCAUCAAUCAAGGAAAACAGCCAAUCGGGGGAGAUUGUCGCUGAGAUUGUAGCUGAUACCACAAUGGACGGAGUACAGUGGAGCCUAGUCGGAAAGGAUUCCGACUGGUUCUUUCUGGAUGACAGAAACAUCAGGCUGAAUACAUCAGCUGACAAGAUCCUUGACCGAGAGGCCCUUGGUCAAGUGUUAAGCGCUGAACUAUCGUGCCAUGUUGAUGAUGUAUACCAGAGCGUGUACAGGAUCAUGGUGGAGAUUCUCAAUGAGAAUGAUAAUUUACCGAUGUUUACGGAAAACACCGUUCAGUCUGUUGUUCUCAGUGAGCUGAUUCCAGUUAAUACAGUGGUUUUCACUGUCCAAGCCACUGAUGCUGAUAAUGACAAUAUCGUUUACUCAAUUGACCAGUCAUCUCCUGAUGCAGAGUACUUCGAAGUCAGUCUACCGAACAGUGGGGAGGUGAUCCUGGCCAGACCUCUAGACUAUGAGACCAAGACCCUGCUCAAUGUCACCAUCUUUGCUUCUGAAACUAACACUGCCGAGCGCUACAACACCAGCAUCAACAUCAGCAUCACCAUUCUAGAUGGAGAUGAUCAGUAUCCGCAGUUCUUGCCCUGUAUGUUGCUUUUUAAGGAUGAAGCCAGUCAAAUCUGCACAAACCCCGUCUACACAGUCAACGUUACAGAGGGAGAAGAGGACAUUGUUUUGAACUUUUCUCCGGGUCCUAUUCAUGCCGUGGAUGGAGACAGAGCCCUCAGCUCUCCAAUCAGUUAUGCCAUUCUCUCAGGAGAUGACACCGGUCGUUUCAGGAUAAACAGAGAGACAGGUGAAAUGAGACUGACUCAGGGAGUAGGAGACAGCCUCAUGAUUCCACUUCUGCGUCUUCAAGUCAUUGCAUACCAGGACAAUGACCCUAGGAAGUAUUCUGUUGCAACAGUGUUGGUCCGAAUCAUGGCAGUGAAUCAGUUUUAUCCCGAGUUUGACAAGGCAGAAUAUCACGGCUUUGUGACUGCAGGAAGAAGUCCAGCCUCUCUGGUCAAUAGUUACGGCAACAUGGCGCUAAUGUUGCAUGUAAAAGACCAAGACUUUGAACAGGGUUUUAAUCCCAUGAUUUACUUCACCUUAAGUCCGACAUCCAAUCACACAGAUGUCUACCAAGUCACACAGGGAGGGCUCCUCAUCGCGAGGGCCAGUCUUUUAAAACCAAAGCAGAAACAUGUUUUAGAGGUAACAGCUGUAGACCAGGACUCAGGUGACACCACUUUUGCUACUGUGGUGGUGGAAGUGUUACCUGAGGGACAAUCAAUCCCUUAUAGUGCCAUGGAGGAGGGGCGACUGACGGGCUGCACUGUGGGAAAAGCGCUGUUUCUCAGCAUGGUGAUGAUGACGUUGCUGGGAUGUGUCCUGUCCGUACUGAUGUGGCUGAGGAGGAAACACAAAGGACUGAGAAACCCGCAGGAGAGAGGAUGUGUGGCACAGGGCAAACACCCAAAUGUGAGCUUACGCUGGUUUCAACUGGUUAAUCACCAUGGUGCCAUGUCCCACAUGGAGGAGGUAGCCUACAACAAUGAAGAGUUUGGCACUUGUAAUCCUACCUUUAGCUUUCCAGACAAACCAGACGACUACACUAAUCACAACAACAACAUCUGUCAAGAACCCGCUCCUCCUAUGACAGCUGCCGCAUCAGACACCACCCUAAUUAUAACUGAAAUAGUCUGCAGCUCAGUAGCCCUCAAUAAUAAUUCCUCCAUACCGAUCAAAAAAUUAUCUGAUUCAUUUACUUUUGAACCAGUCAAGGAAAAAGUGACCCCCUUACAAAUGGCUGACGAUCCUGUUCGAGCCACGGAAAAUCCCGACCCUCAGACCGGUUUGACCUCACAACCUGUUGAGGCCCAAUCCAGCCCCAUCCCUGUAGCCCAUGAUGACCCCCGAUUCUCACCUCCAAGUGUUCCUGAUUUGCAAAAUGCCACCAUCGACAGCCACGGUGACCAACUUGCCAGCCCCUCCUCUCCAUCCAGUUGCAAUUUUCAAAUCGUUUUAGCAGAUUUGGACAGAUCUCUCCUAAGAGCCUGUCUGAAAACCCCUCCACACACACCUUCACUGUCCUCACCUCUCCCCGAAGAAGCAGGCUCACCCCCUUCCACUCCUGAACACGGCCCUUUAAAAGCAACGAUGGUACAUAUAGAUACAUCUCCGACUGACACCCCUCCAGAAACGCCAGAGUGUCUGAUGGCAGAGGAGCAACAGCCCUGCACAUCGCUGGACUACAUGGAACCAUCAGGGCCUUCGGUAGAGGCAGCUGAUGCAAUAAGCCCACAUCAGGACAGAAGGCCCUCAACAAUUUCUGGAACCCCCGAAGAUGGCAGCAGGGUGGGGGACGUAGAGGAUGAGGGUGUUCUCGGAGAUGAGGACGCAGACAAGAACAGCGAUGGCGAGAAUGAGCUGGAGUCAGACGAAGAAGAGCUCCUGAGAGUGAUGGCUCGCUGUAAUCCCAUUUUUAUUACAUUCCGUAAGUGA
This is a messenger RNA of Menidia menidia (Atlantic silverside), 2586 nucleotides long. The record is from the annotation of a GenBank genome assembly. Lineage: Eukaryota; Metazoa; Chordata; Actinopteri; Atheriniformes; Atherinopsidae.